Molecule: messenger RNA, 6557 nt
Organism: Tachyglossus aculeatus (Australian echidna)
Lineage: Eukaryota; Metazoa; Chordata; Mammalia; Monotremata; Tachyglossidae
Gene: MYT1L
Product: myelin transcription factor 1 like
Exons: 23
Coding region: 197-3886 (1229 amino acids)
Biological process (GO): regulation of transcription by RNA polymerase II
Cellular component (GO): nucleus
Molecular function (GO): DNA-binding transcription factor activity, RNA polymerase II-specific; RNA polymerase II cis-regulatory region sequence-specific DNA binding; zinc ion binding
Source: RefSeq, a predicted model, not a curated record
GAAGUCGGUGGACGAUCUGUGCUUCUCACUCAGUGGACGUCUCAGCAUCCUGCCUGGCCUCCUGAACACCGGAGCUGAAGAGCUGCCCGCAAACCAUUUCAGAACGACCAGCUCUGGUCGGACGAGAACAAUGUAGUGAUCCCAGCCAGUCACCGUGUAGUGUGUCAGAUCUUCAUCCAGAAACUUCAGACGCGGGAUGCAGACACGUGGCUGCUCAAGAAACCAUAUCAAGAUGGAGGUUGAUGCAGAUGAAAAACGCCACCGCACACGCUCCAAAGGUAUUCGAGUUCCCGUGGAACCAGCCAUACAGGAGCUGUUCAGCUGUCCUACUCCUGGCUGUGAUGGCAGCGGUCACGUUAGUGGCAAAUAUGCAAGACACAGAAGUGUUUACGGUUGUCCUUUGGCCAAGAAAAGAAAAACACAGGAGAAGCAGCCCCAAGAGCCCGCUCCCAAAAGGAAACCAUUUGUGGUGAAAGCAGACAACUCCUCGGUGGAUGAAUGUUACGACACAGAUGGAACGGAGGAGAUGGACGAAAAGGAGGAAGAGGAGGAGGAGGAGGACGAGGAGGAGGACUAUUCCGAUGAGGAACAAGGGGACGAGGACGAGGAUGACGAAGAGAUUGAUCGAGAGGAUGAGGAGAUUGAAGAGGAGGAGGAAGAUGAUGAAGAGGAAGGAGAGGAUGUGGAGGACGAGGAGGAAGAAGAGGAGGAGGAAGAAGAGGAAGAGGAGGAGGAGGAGGAGGAAGAAGAUGAAGAAGAAGAAGAACAUGAAGACCAUCAAAUGAAUUGUCACAAUACUCGAAUCCUGCAAGACACGGAAAAAGACGAUAACAAUAACGACGAGUAUGACAAUUACGAUGAGCUGGUGGCCAAGUCGUUGCUAAAUCUCGGGAAAAUCGCAGAGGACGCAGCCUACAGAGCCAGGACGGAGUCAGAGAUGAACAGCAAUACGUCUAAUAGUCUGGAAGACGAAAGCGACAAAAAUGAAAACCUGGGUCGGAAAAGUGAGCUGAGUCUAGACUUAGACAGCGACGUGGUAAGGGAAACCGUGGACUCUCUUAAACUCUUAGCCCAAGGCCACGGCGUAGUUCUGUCGGAAAACAUCAACGACAGAGGUUACGCGGACAACAUAUCGCAGCAAGAUAAUAGGAAUAUGAACUUUGUGAUGUUAGGGAAGCCCAUGAACAAUGGAUUGAUGGACAAGAUGGUGGAGGAGAGUGAUGAGGAGGUUUGCUUGAGCAGUUUGGAGUGUUUGAGGAACCAGUGCUUUGAUCUGGCCAGGAAACUCAGCGAGACAAACCCGCAGGAGAGGAAUCAGCAGCAGAACAUGAACAUCCGUCAACACGUCAGACAGGAAGAGGACUUCCCAGGGAGGACGCCCGAUAGGAAUUACUCGGACAUGAUGAACUUAAUGAGGCUUGAAGAACAGUUGAGUCCCCGCUCUAGAACUUUUACCAGCUGCGCGAAGGAGGAUGGGUGUCACGAAAGGGACGAUGACACCGCCUCCGUUACUUCGGACAGGUCCGAAGAAGUGUUUGACAUGACCAAGGGCAAUUUAACCCUUCUGGAGAAAGCGAUCGCUUUGGAAACCGAAAGAGCAAAAGCCAUGAGAGAAAAAAUGGCAAUGGAAGCAGGAAGGAGGGACCUGAGGUCGUUUGAAGAACCACCUCCACGACAACUUUCUGGGGAGGAGCGCAAGCCCAAAUCCAGCGACAGCCAUGUCAAAAAGCCAUAUUAUGGUAAAGAUCCCUCAAGAGCAGAAAAGAAAGAGAGCAAAUGUCCAACUCCUGGCUGUGAUGGAACGGGCCAUGUAACUGGACUUUAUCCUCAUCAUCGGAGCUUAUCCGGCUGCCCGCACAAAGACAGGGUCCCACCGGAAAUUCUUGCCAUGCAUGAAAAUGUCCUCAAGUGUCCUACACCAGGCUGCACCGGGAGAGGACACGUAAAUAGCAACAGGAAUUCUCACCGAAGCCUUUCUGGGUGUCCUAUUGCUGCAGCAGAGAAAUUGGCAAAGGCCCAAGAGAAGCAUCAGAGCUGCGACGUGUCCAAAUCAAACCAGGCGUCGGAUCGCGUUUUAAGGCCAAUGUGCUUCGUCAAGCAGUUGGAGAUCCCUCAGUAUGGCUACAGGAACAAUGUCCCCACAUCCACACCUCGCUCCAAUUUGGCCAAGGAACUAGAGAAAUAUUCUAAGACGUCGUUCGAAUAUAACAGUUAUGACAACCAUGCCUAUGGCAAGAGGGCCAUAGCUCCCAAGGUGCAAACCAGGGAUAUAGCCCCCAAAGGAUAUGAUGCUAAACGAUACUGUAAGAAUUCCAGCCCAACGAGCAGCACGACAAGCAGCUACGCCCCCAGUAGCAGCAGCAAUAUGAGUUGCAGCGGCGGCAGCAGCGCCAGCAGUACGUGUAGCAAAAGCAGCUUCGAUUACACCCAUGACUUGGAAGCGGCUCACAUGGCUGCGACCGCCAUUCUGAACCUCUCCACCCGCUGCAGAGAGAUGCCGCAGAACCUCUCGACCAAACCUCAGGACCUCUGUCCCCGGAAUCCUGAUAUGGAAGUAGAUGAAAAUGGAACACUGGAUCUGAGCAUGAACAAGCAGAGGCAGCGUGAUGGAUGUUGCACUAUCUUGACUCCCCUAGAGCCUAUGUCACCUCAACGACAGGCCGUUAUGAAUAAUCGAUGUUUCCAACUGAAUGAAGAGGACUGCUGGGAUUUGCCAGUAGACUACACUAAAAUGAAACCCCGAAGGAUAGACGAAGAUGAUUCCAAAGAGAUUAAUCCAGAAGACUUGGAUCCAUUCCAAGAGGCAUUGGAGGAGCGAAGGUAUCCCGGUGAAGUCACUAUACCAAGUCCCAAGCCCAAAUAUCCUCAGUGCAAAGAGAGCAAAAAGGAUUUAAUAACAUGUCCAACACCAGGGUGUGAUGGGAGUGGUCAUGUGACUGGUAAUUACGCCUCACAUAGAAGUCUGUCUGGCUGCCCCCUGGCUGAUAAAAGCAUUCGAAGUAUGUUGGCCACGACCUCCCAAGAACUCAAGUGUCCCACACCGGGUUGUGAUGGCUCUGGACAUAUUACUGGCAAUUAUGCUUCUCAUCGAAGUCUUUCAGGUUGUCCCCGAGCAAAGAAAAGUGGAAUCAGGAUAGCACAAAGUAAAGAAGACAAAGAAGAUCAAGAGCCAAUUAGAUGUCCGGUUCCGGGUUGUGACGGUCAGGGUCAUAUAACUGGAAAGUAUGCCUCCCAUCGCAGCGCGUCAGGGUGCCCGCUGGCCGCCAAAAGGCAAAAGGACGGAUAUUUAAAUGGCUCCCAGUUCUCCUGGAAGUCAGUGAAGACGGAAGGUAUGUCAUGUCCCACCCCAGGAUGUGAUGGUUCAGGACACGUCAGUGGUAGUUUCCUUACGCAUCGGAGUCUCUCAGGAUGCCCUAGAGCCACCUCAGCAAUGAAGAAAGCAAAGCUGUCCGGAGAACAAAUGUUAACAAUCAAACAGAGGGCCAGUAAUGGUAUAGAAAAUGAUGAAGAAAUUAAACAGUUAGAUGAAGAAAUCAAGGAGCUAAAUGAAUCCAAUUCCCAGAUGGAAGCCGAUAUGAUUAAGCUCAGAACUCAGGUAACAAUUACCACAAUGGAGAGCAACCUGAAGACGAUAGAAGAGGAGAACAAAGUAAUUGAACAGCAAAAUGAGUCUCUUCUUCAUGAACUGGCCAAUUUAAGCCAGUCUUUAAUUCAUAGUCUAGCUAAUAUCCAGCUGCCACAUAUGGAUCCAAUCAAUGAACAAAAUUUUGAUGCUUACGUGACCACUUUGACGGACAUGUAUACAAAUCAAGAUCGUUAUCAGAGUCCAGAAAAUAAAGCCCUACUGGAAAAUAUAAAGCAGGCUGUGAGAGGAAUUCAGGUCUGAACAGCUGCUGUAGUGGUGGAAAUCUUGCUUAAAAAAAAGGAUGCCUCUUGUUUUUUGCUGCUGUAAUUUACCAGAAAGUGUUCUAUAUUUAUUUCUGUUUGAAACAGUGUUAUGCUUACAAGACUUCAUGAUGAUUUUAUGUCUUGCUUUAAAGAUAGUAACUGCAGAAUAGUUUUUUGAAUACAUUCACAUUUUGUACGUUUUCAUAUAUGCUGACAUAGUGUGAGAUGCCAUGUAAUGUUUAUAGCUGCUAAUGUAUGCACAUUUUUGGGGUAUAUAUAUUUCUGAAGAGGUAAGCUGAUCAAAAUAAAUAGAGUGUAAAUUCUUUUUAAUGCUUUAGUGAUUAAAUGUUUUAGUAUUUUGAACUGAAAUGGACAAAAAAAAAAACAGCUUUGAAUGACAAUGUUGCGGUCUCUGCAGCCACUUUUUAAAACACUCUCAUUUUGCCUCAUGUUGGAGGAUUUUAUGGGAUUUGAGAAAUACAUUUUGUGUGCAUAUUGUUUCAUAGCAAGAAUUGGUUGCAAAAAUGCUUUAUUUUUGAACAAUGCUUGAAAAUGUGUGAUUUUUUGUUUUCAGAGGACGGUUGUUGUUGUGUGGUGGGGCAAUAAAAUGGAGUUUGGGGGAAGCCGAGGAAAUGGCACGGAUUCUAUGUAAGCUAUGAAAUGGGUAAUUUCAUGUAAGACAACAUCAAGCCAUGGAAACUUGACAGAAGAUUCAAAGCAGCUUAAACAGCACUUUUUCAAUUCACUUCUAAGCAUUACAUGGUAUGAAUACGGAAACUUCCAUUCAGACGGGAACUGAUCAGAGGUGGACCACAUGAAGAUUUCUUUUCUUUUCAAGAAAACGUUGGAGCAACGUUCUCUUAAAUCCCCAGGAUUUCUUAGCGCCCCUCUGAACUGUCUGCUUUUUACGAUGUAGUUCAAUUUUUUCCCCCCCCGCCGAAUUGGGGUGCUUUCGUUUUAAGAUGAAGGGUGUUGAUUUCAAAACACAGAUGUUCCCUUUUUGGCCUUUUAUUUUUGGGGGGAUGGAUGCCAGUUAUUUGCGACUGCUCUAGUUACUGGACUGAAUUCAUCGCAGUUUUGAGCAGGAAUGCAGUUCAGUAAAGAAUGUCUUUUUUUCUCCCCCGCCCCCCCUUUCCCUCCUCCCCCUCUGGCUUUGAAUAAGGAUUUGAUCCCAAAUACAGUACUCUUAAUGACGCUUGUUCUACCUUUCGUUGGAGAGCAAUCUUGAAUACAGCAUUCACAUAUGCUUUAGAUUUGUUUCAUUAUUACCUGUCACAAGAAUGAAUGCAAUCAAAUUUUUAAUGUAACCGAACAGACUUUAGCACCUUUUUUUUGCUUUCGACUGGGUCAUUUUAAGGCAAAACUGAUUUGUAUCUUCGAGAUUUGGUUGUUUUCUUCCAAAUGACUGCACUAUAUGUAUGCAUAAGAACACUUUUCCUUUCGCCAUCUUUCCGUUUUUCCCCUUUUCGGUAGCCAUCCGGAUGAUGUCUCGUGUCUUCGGAUGCCGAAUUGAUUUCGAUCGACUAGCAUCUCUUUUCCUUCCAUGUCUUGAUGUUAUGCAGAAAGUACAGAAGUACUUUAAAAUUUUGUUAUGAAAAAGAUGGGUUUUGUAAAAAAAAAAAAAAUAUUUUUAGCAGAACAGGACUUACAGGGUCAUCGUCCCCGCAAUGUGCCAGUUGACAAUUUGCACUUACCUGGUCCUAUUUAUCCAUACGGAGGUGUGCAAUUUCUCGUGUCAUCAGCCUUGUGACACUGAACAUGAACAAAUUGUAGUGGAAGCCAUUAUGGCAGAUCCAGUAAUAUUGCUAAGGGAGACAUACAGGGAUCUCACAACGAAUAUUCUGAUACAAUACUCAACCUCGGUAUAUAUAUAUAUAUGUAUAAAUAUAUGUAUAUCCCAGUGGCACUUUAUACUCUUCACUGUACAAAAAGCUUACAGUUUUCCACGAGGACUUUAAUAACUAGCUGGGAAAAAAAGAUUAUGUAAAAUUACUUUGGGGCUCUUAGCGGUAUAGUACCCUCUUUCUGUUGUGCUAUUAGUUGUAGCUGCCAUGCUCAGAAUUGCCUUUUUGAGAGCUGAAGCAAGGUACUUGUUGCUCACCUCUGCCAUAUAUAUUGUACUCCGGCCCUAGCUUCAUUUUAGGGCUGUCAUUGUUCAUAAUGGCAUAUGCAUUUUUCCACUGCAUUGUGUCUGCAGCUUCUUUGCAAUAUAGUAAUGCUUUCAGUAGAGUACUAGAUAGUAUCAGUUUGGGAUUCUUAUUGUUAUCACCUAUGUACAAUGGAAAGGGAUUUUAAGCACAAAUCUGCUGCUCAUCUAAUGUUGGUACAUAAUAUCAAAAGUUAUCUGUGACUAUUAUAUAGGGAUCACACAAAAAAGGUGUCACAUAUUAGAAUGCUGACCUUUCAUAUGGAAUUAUUGUGAGUCAUCAGAGUUUAUUUCUUCUAACUUAUUGUUCAUAUUCAUUUCUAAGUUAAUUUAAGUAAUCAUUUACUAAGACAGAAUUUUGUAUAAACUAUUUAUCGUGCUCUCUGUGGAACUGAAGUUUGAUUUAUUUUUGUACUACACGGCAUGGAUUUGUUGACAUUUUAAUUUUGCUAUAAAUGUGUGGAAUCACAAGUUGCUGUGAUACUUCAUUUUUAAAUUGUGAACUUUGUACAAAUUUUGUCAU